This is a messenger RNA of Liolophura sinensis, 1129 nucleotides long. Its product is annotated as NADH dehydrogenase [ubiquinone] 1 beta subcomplex subunit 11, mitochondrial-like. The record is from RefSeq and is a predicted model, not a curated record. The transcript has 3 exons. Lineage: Eukaryota; Metazoa; Mollusca; Polyplacophora; Chitonida; Chitonidae. Gene Ontology annotation, cellular component: respiratory chain complex I. Bases 8 to 520 code for a protein of 170 amino acids.
UCUCAAGAUGGCGGCAAGCUUGUUGAAGUUCGUACGUUUGGCACGUCAGAGUUCCGUAAUAGCCUCUCCUUGGCGCGAACGAACACGUUUAACCAGGACUAUUACGCCGGCAUGUAUGAUUUCAACGUCCAAGAAAAACAAAGAUAGUGUCUCUACCGUGGAACCAAUCCAGUCUCCAAAAACUGACACCGAACGACCUGAAGAUAUGUUCCCGGCAGACCCAUACCACGAAAAGAACUGGAUAUCAUAUGGUUAUGACUUGGUGGAUAAGGAAGAUGAUCGAUUUUUCCACAGAGUGACAAUGUUUCUUUUCAUCUCGCUUGGACUCUGCUUGACAACAUUUGUUAUUGCAUAUAUGCCUGACAAUAAGCUGGAUCAGUGGUCACAUCGAGAAGCUUAUUUGGAAUUGGCACGUCGGGAAAAGGACGGGCUGCCAUUAAUAGACUGUGAAUUAAUAGAUCCUUCCACUAUUGAGCUGCCAUCAGAUGAAGAACUAGGAGAUACUGAAAUAAUCAUAUAAAAUUUGUGGAUUUGGAAUAGUACCCUCUUUUUGUACAUAGUUGAAGUGUGCCUGACUUUUCAGUAGUUGGAAGCACUUGCCAUGAAACUUCACAAGGAUGCCAUUUGUAACUUCUUGUUCAUAUUACAACACCCUGAAAUUGCGUCAUCUACAAGGAGGCUGCAAAAGGAAUUCUUCAGUGUUUCUUGGAUGUGUUAUCUGUAACUGAUUCACUGCCAUAGCAGUUAAUAUAGUGCUAUUUGGAAAUACAACAAGGAGUUGUUCCCUUUCUGGGUGCGAACCCCAUGACCAUGAAACAUGUGAGUGUACAGGCUGUCAGUUACAUUGGAAAAUAUCUGACAUUGAUGCAAACCAUUUACAGUUCGAACUGCCUUUGUUCUAUCCAGUGUAAUAGCCUUCAGUUUCUGUGCUGUUAUGGGAAGCACUAUUGUUGAUAUAUGGUUAGCAACCAAUUUUGCUAUAGCAGCUUGUGGGUGUUGUUUGAAAAAAAUGUCAGAAUGGAUCUGUCUGUAUUGUUUGACCAUAUAUCAAGUCAUGCUGGAGCUAAAAUGUGUAUUUGUUAAUAGUAAUAAUAAAACAGUUUAAUGCUGAUAUUGUUUGAUAUUACGA